Messenger RNA from Phytomonas sp. EM1, 1455 nucleotides. The record is from the annotation of a GenBank genome assembly. NCBI's taxonomy places the organism in Eukaryota, Euglenozoa, Kinetoplastea, Trypanosomatida, Trypanosomatidae.
AUGGCUCCUCGCUCCUGUUCUCGGGUAAAGAUCGUUUCGCCUAACACUGGCACAGUCAAUCAUUCUCGUUCCAUAAGUAUUGUUCCCUCUUCUACUGCCUCAACCGAUACUUCGAAUGAACUUGAAUGCGAUUCUAGGCACCAAGUACCUAGUCUAUUCUUAAAAUCAAAUGAAUUUCGCAUUGCGCAGCAUCCCCCAAGCUCUGUGGUUUCUACCCUGCCUUUUCAGCCACCAAAGCCACUCUUCAGGGUGAUGACGGAACCUCUUUGUGAUCGCUAUCCAGAGGUUAAGGCCCAUCACCUCAAUAGUCUCCGGCGCAGUUCCAGAGACCAUCUUCAGACAAGCUGUCGAGUGUUGCAACACGGGAAAGGGGUUGUGCAGGCUGAUAACAGAGAUAUUCAAAAAAAUUGCACCAAAAUUUUUCAACGCUGUCACCUCGACAAUGCGUCUGACAUCACACAUCCUUUCGUGACGGAUGAAAAUUCGUUGAAUGAUCGGUGGCAGUCACAACCACAGAGCGUCGAUAUCCACAACAGCCGCGCUAAAGCUGGGCGAGCGUUGCAGCUUCCAAGGACUAUUCCUAUUCACUAUGAUGGAUAUGACUCCAGUCAGAGCCGUGGGCAAAUGUCGUCGUCUUCAGUAUCCAUGACUUCACGGAAGCGUCACCGCUCUUACUCCGCUAUAUCAAACCUUGACGACCGUGACAAUAUCGGCUUUGAGGCUGUAGAAGAAGGUGAAUCUGAAUGGAAGGGGGGGAAUCAAGGAAUUUCCUUACAACGACAUUUUCGUUCUGCAGCUAGUAAGAGCCAGUCGAAAGAUCAGCGUGGUUGUCAAGACAUGCAAAAUGUGAGUAAUGCUUUUAAUGACCCUCCUCUAAUUCAAGAUCAGGAAUUAAAUGAAACAACCAGCAUAUCUGUUGGACCUGCUAUGUUUCGUGGAUUAAGCUCCAUUCACGUAACUGAGGAGCUCUUCGACACAAAAGGUUGCAUUUCUUUUGCUAGGGCCGCCCCGCGUGGGAUUCUUACGUCUAGAAGUGGCACGCACGCUCUAUCAUACAGAGAUGGGGAAUAUAUGGCUACUGUUUCAUCCAAGAAGAACAGCGCCCACAGAGUUGCAUUAAUACAUUCCUUGUGCACACGCUACUGCUCACGGCCUCUAUGGAGCCUAGUAGGUACCUUUAAAACACCCAUAACAAGCGUAGUGGACGUAGACUAUGUGCAGGGCUGCAUGCGUUGGAAGCAGCGUAACCCGAAGGGUGGUUUUCAGAUGAUCCGUAUUCCACUCGACGGCAUUCAGGAUUCCGUUGUGGCACACAUUACACAAGAGGAUGAAGAUAUUCAGGAAAAACAGUUUACUGCGAUUAUCCGAACCUCCACGCGACCCUCGCAGGUGAUUUUCGGAUUUAAGACUUUAAGUGAAGCAAAACAAAUAUGCUCUAUGUUGAAAAAAGCAUAG